GAUUGUCGGCUGAGGAUUUCGGAAGUGGAUCUGGGGGGCAAAAGCUGGAGAGACGCUUGGUCUUAGAAAGUUCCGGGGUGGCCGGGAGAGAAGGCUCGCGCCUGCCGCCUGAGCGUUGGGAAGCAGAGGCGGGGAAUGCCGCCUUCCACCGACACCCUGAGCUACGGAGCUGAGAUUCUCUCAGAGACCAAAUACGUCAAUAAAUGGUUAAUGAGAAGAUCCCCGGUGGAGUUAAUGUUGGCAGAGGCGUUGGUGGAGUCGCUGCUCCCAGCUCAGGCACUAACAAUGGAUACCCAGAAAGACGUCCAACCCCCAAAGCAGCAGCCUAUGAUAUAUAUUUGUGGAGAGUGUCACACCGAAAAUGAGAUAAAGUCCAGAGAUCCAAUCAGAUGCAGAGAAUGUGGAUACAGAAUAAUGUACAAGAAAAGGACUAAAAGAUUGGUGGUUUUCGAUGCCCGGUGAAAACGUGAAAUUCAGGAGUGUCUUCGUUCAACAUUUGCCCCACUGAUGCUUCUCUGUGUAGCUUUACGACUACAACUGUGUACCUGUGGUUUCACUUUAGAAACAUGAUUGUAUUUUAAUACUUGUAUAAAGGAAGUUUUGGUUUAGCAUACGACUUUUAAUUUAUUGUGCCUAUAAUCUCUCACACAAUGAAGAUUAAAGUUGUUUCCCCAAACCUCA
Alexandromys fortis (reed vole) is the source of this 681-nucleotide messenger RNA. RefSeq names its product RNA polymerase II, I and III subunit K (gene Polr2k). Lineage: Eukaryota; Metazoa; Chordata; Mammalia; Rodentia; Cricetidae. The record is from RefSeq and is a predicted model, not a curated record. The coding region runs from base 136 to 462 and encodes 108 amino acids. Gene Ontology annotation, molecular function: zinc ion binding; DNA binding. Gene Ontology annotation, biological process: DNA-templated transcription. Gene Ontology annotation, cellular component: RNA polymerase I complex; RNA polymerase II, core complex; RNA polymerase III complex. The transcript is spliced from 4 exons.